AUGAACCAUACCCUCGUUUGUUUGUACGCAAUACGAGUGAAGCCAGAAAGUUCGGGAGUUAAUAAUUCUGAUGUCUCAUCUCUUGUAUGGCCUUCGAAUGCCACAAAGUCUUCAACCAUGCAACCCCGAUCGGACUUCGCCAAUAGCUCUGAUUACUUACCAGUGAAUCACAAAUGUCCGAACAUUCAUGUCGCUAAACCUCAGUAUGUAACUCCGAAAUCGUCAACACCACACCAAUCUUUGAUAUCUAGUGGACCAAACAUGUCUUCAGGAGGAAAGUUGAGGCCUCAGAAAUCAAAUAUUCCUGUUAAGCCACAAGAUAUACAACGUACCAAACGAUAUAUGAAGGAAGUAGUGAAAUCGUCAUCAUCAGGAAGUGUGUCCGCACUUCAGUCUAAACCUACAGGUGUGAUAAUAGCCACCCCAUGUUCUCCACAGGUUAAUGAACAGGGUCUCACCAGGUCAUUUGAUAGUUUUUCUGUGAGUGGAAGAGUGGCUUCAUCUAGUUCAUUUUCUGGAAGUGAAGAAUCAUUUCAUACAGUCUCUGAAAGGGUGUCGUUUUUGAAUGGAAAAGAUUUUAGUCAAAGAUUGUUACCUAGUCCAUGCAAUGUGUCAGGUUAUUCUUAUGAGACAGAGGACAGGAUUCCUUCAACAAGAGAACAUUCACGUGACCGACCGUCCAAUACUCAGCCACCAAAUUUACUGAAUGUUACGAAGAACUCACCUGGAGGUGCUAACUUUCAGCAGUGUUGUAAGAGAUUCUCAGAUGAUCAGGAGACUUACGCGCUAGGAGAUGAACAGUUAUGUAAUAGAAUAGGUCGGAUAAAUCUCUCGGAUAAUGGACCGGCUGUUUCACCUAUGCGUAUCGACAACGACUCAUCAUUCCAGUCCACAGAACGACAUAUUUCGUACUCUGGUAGUCAGGAAAAACAAGACACGAGUGAACUUAAGAGAAAAUCCACUAUACAACUCUAUGGUCUUCAACCGAGGCACGCCUCAUGGAAUGUUGGUUUUUCAAAUAUAGCUGGAUUACCAGAUGCUCGAAUGCCGGGUUCACAGUGCACGCAAAACGCUUUGGAACAUUACUUGUCAGAUUUGGUAGCAGAUGAGCAGAGAAUGAUGGCAAGUAGCCCUUGUACGGGUUUGGCGCAUGGUUAUUGCGAAACAACGUCUGGUUGUGUAAAUCCCUCAGUUUCUCCAAAAUCUGGUGAGACUGAGAAGAAAAUGUGCUCUACAGAUUUAUUACAGUUUUUGGAGCAACGCAUUGAAAAUGCUUUGAGGAAUAUGACGUCUAUGGACUCAAAACCAUACCCUUAUCAUAGUACACAAAAUCGGAUGCGCCCCAAUAGAAGUGCUUCCUUAAAUCCAGUUUGCGAACCUCGAGUAAAAGGUGUUGAGUCACCGUCAAUGGCUGGGAACCUCUUUCAAAAUCAACCGACGUUUGAAAAUAAUGAUUCACAACAGGUUUAUUCCAACGAAAACUCUGCUACGCCUCUAAAUAGACAACACAUUAGUUCUUAUUCAGAUGAACGCCCAAGCCAAACUUACACAGAAAGCAAUGUGCUUCAGCAAUUUAAUUUCGACGAGUUGCAGUAUCUUCUUAAAGCUGUCAGAGAUUUGUUGGUGUUACGCACUUCUUCUGCAUACACAAAUGCUUCACUGAGACAAGAUGGAUCUAAAAUGACUGAACUGGAUAAACCACGCAAGCAUGGUAAAACUGAACGGAAUGAAACAUGUGCGGUGUCAAACAGAGAUGAUCAGAGUAUGUGUACGGAGUCACCAUAUGUAGCUAGAUCAUUAUCAAGCAGUCGUAGUAGCAGUGCUGUGAGAAACAAUCGCUUUGAGGUGACGUCAGAAUCUCGAGGUAGCCGACUGAGUUCCGGAAUAUCCGAAGACGGUAGCCAUUCAAAUGCUGAUUUAAUGCAUCAGCGUCUACCCAUAGGUUUCCAGCAUUUUGAGCGGUAUUUGGAUAGUAAAUUUGGCCCAGAUCACCCAACUAACAACGCUUUCACAAACAGUUCGGAUGUUCAGUUAAAACCUGAGUCAUGUGCGAAAACAAUGCAAACGAGUUCAGGACAUUCCCCCUCAGCAUUGUCGGGAAAUUCAUCUGACCACAAUUCACACAUGUUAACUAAACAAAAACCACACAGUUCCAUCCCAAUGAAUUUAGGAACUACUCAAACAGGUAUUAUCACCACCAACAAGGCUGAGGAACCCGUCAAUAGCUCUUCUACAACACUCGUUUCGCAACACCCCAGUAAUUUAAACGAAGUUUCUUGUCCAAUGUAUACGAACUUGCAGUCUGAUUAUCCAGGACAAACAGAAUGGAAUUUAGAUGAAAAACUAACAAUGACUAGUGAAUCUUGUACUUCAACAUCUAACCAACCUGGUUUGGUCACACAUUCACAUAACAGUGGAUACGUAUCUGUUCCCCUCAUAAAUCACUCAAGCUCUUCUCAUACUGGAAACGCAGAUAGCAAUACUAAUCAUACGAAUUACUGCACAGAGUCAAAUAACAUAUAUGCUCCCGAUCUUCAACAGGGACAAGCAACUUCUUGGCCACCGAAUUGGUAUCAGUGGUACAUUUCUUCUCACAUGUUUCCACAAAGGCAUCCAUCAUAUUCACAAUUUCCCUACCACCAUUACUAUUACCCACACCUGAAACAACAACAACAAUUCGGUCUUGAUCAUACAGUUUUUUCACAACGCAUGAAUCGUUUAGUCACGCCUUUAUCUUAUGUGAUGAAUUCUCCUCCAAACUAUUCGCCUUUGGGGCAUUUUUGCUGCAUGGAUCCAAGCCAUGGACACGUAUACGAAGGCAAUUGUACAUCCCCUUUGACUGAAAGUUGCCAUUUCGUCUCCUAUGAUCCACAGACUACAGAAAACCCACUACAAGCAACGGCAGCCGGUGGUCUAUGCUCAUGUGCAAAUCCUGAUGGAAUCAAACGAUUUGCUAAUAUAAACUACACCUAUUCGGAUAGAACCCCAGCAAAUUCUUAUGCAGCUUAUAGACCGUCAGGUGUGUAUUCACCUCCACCUGGUUAUCCUUGGUUUCCUUGCAUGAACGCUGUUCGCUGGGAUCCAUUUUCUUACAGUAACAACAAUAACCUAGAAAACUACAAUUGGAAUGCUUAUUUUCAACGUCCGACUUAUGGACGAUUUACAAAUUGUAUGCCUCGUUCUGGUAGUGCAAAUGCUGGGUUUACAUAUUCGUCUGAAACAGAUAAUUUAUCAAGUCAUACAUCUGAACGUGGAGCAGCUUCAGAACUUGAUAGAUUUAAACAAAAUAGCAAUCGCUGUGAGCAUUAUUAUGCAGUUAAUCCAAGUAACCAGGUAUUUAUACUGUCAGAUCAAACAAAUGAUUCACAAAGCUUCUUUCAUCACAAUAAUAAUAAUGGUAACGUUUUACAGUCACCGGCUUUACGCUCAAUGACUAAUUCGUUUAGUGCCAAUGAUUUAGCCGCUUAUCAUAAUCAAAGUAGAAUAGGAAUGAGAUAUACUAAGUCAAGUUUUGAUUUAGCUCCAGAAUUACCCGUUGAACCGGGAUUAGCUUUAAUGGAUCAUUCUAAUUUCUAUUCAAAAAUUUCAUCAUUAAUUGAAAUGGACAACAAUAGUCGUUUAAUUUUACCGAAUGGAUGGUCUGAAAGACGAUCAGGUCUUGGUCGAUCAUAUUAUACAUGUGAUUCAACCAGAAGAUCCACAUGGAAUCAUCCACUUAUUGGACCGUAUGUACCACUGGGAUGGGAACGUGUUGAUUCAAGUCAAUCAGGUGUUUACUAUCAAAAUUUGCUUAUUCCUCACUGUCAACGUCAUCAUCCCAACCUCUGGAUUAAUGCUCCUUUAAAAGAUCCUGAAGUAGAACGUAAAAGUUUCUUUACCGAUCUACGUAAACUACAAUUAUCCCUACGGCAUAAUUUGCUUGCUUGCCAUAGUGAAGUGGGUGCAUAUAAAAAUGCUAACUCAGAACAAGAACAAUACUUUAUAAGCCGAUUUCGAUAUUUGAAAUUAGAGUCCCUAAUGGGAAUGAUUUAUGGUUUGGAUCAACUGUUCUACCAAGAUCUUCAUGCUUUAGUGGUAUCCUUUGAACAAGAAAGAAUGUCAGUAGUUUCUCAUAUGUUUGCGAUUCGACCGCCAGAGAAAACCUUCCCCCAGUUUACAGAUCCUUAA
Messenger RNA from Schistosoma guineensis, 4167 nucleotides. The record is from the annotation of a GenBank genome assembly. Lineage: Eukaryota; Metazoa; Platyhelminthes; Trematoda; Strigeidida; Schistosomatidae.